This is a messenger RNA of Sparassis crispa, 3405 nucleotides long. RefSeq lists its product as hypothetical. Lineage: Eukaryota; Fungi; Basidiomycota; Agaricomycetes; Polyporales; Sparassidaceae. Gene Ontology annotation, molecular function: lipid binding. Bases 1 to 3405 code for a protein of 1134 amino acids. Gene Ontology annotation, cellular component: ERMES complex; endoplasmic reticulum. Gene Ontology annotation, biological process: phospholipid transport. The record is from RefSeq and is a predicted model, not a curated record. The transcript is spliced from 2 exons.
AUGUCGUUCAAGGCGCUGCUCUACGUAUACGUGCUCGGUGGAGUAACAUUUAUCCCGUUGCUCAUCCUCGGAGCCAUCGUCUACACCAUCUACACCUCCGUCCCAGUCGAGGAUAUCAACAAGGAGAAGGCCACGCAACAAGUCAAAGAGCACGCGGACGCGGACGCGGAGCGCGAGGAUGCGGAGCCCUCAGCGACCGGUGCGCAGGCGGAAGUGAACGACCUCCCGAAAGUGCGCAAGGGCUGGCUCACCGUGCGCCGGACGUUCCACCAGACGCCGUCGGAGGCGUCGUACGUAGGCAUGGUGCGCGGCUUCCUGGAUGCGCGCUCCAAGGACGCGAAGCGCUCGCGUCCGAAGGACAUGUGGUACGUCGUGCUGAAGGGCAAGAUACUCUACCUCUAUGAGGAUGAGCUCAUGACCGAGUGCGAGGCCGCCAUCGAGCUGGGCAGCCAUGAGGUUCUCAUCUAUCCCGAGGGCCAGCCGGACGGCGAGCUCUUUGCGCGGCGGAAUGCGAUCUGCCUCAGACCCAAGAUGCCGCUGCUGCACCAGGAGAUGCCGAAUAUUACGAAAGAGAUGGAGAUGGAGGACGAGGAUGUUGAGGAGAAGGUGGAGGAGAAGGGCGGAGGUGCGAAACAUAAGCAGAAGGAGCGGGAACGACUGGUGGAGAACGAGAAGCAGCGGGAGGAGGCUCGGGAGGAAGCACUGGACAUCUCGACGCCCUGGUUCAUCUUCGUCCGCUCCAUCGUGGACAUGGAAGACUGGUAUCAUGCUCUGUUACACGCGUCUGACCAUCCAGCGAACUGCCCGAUGCUCCCUCCUCUCGAGCCAGUGUUCCAGCCGGCUGAUAUGCUACACCUUGUCUCCACUCUGGACGAACAGCCAGACGUGAUCCCGAUGCGAUGGCUAAACGCGCUUCUUGGGCGCGUAUUCUUCAGCUACUAUCGCACACACAAGCUGGAGAAGUACAUCAUAGGUCGGUUGAUGAAGAAGAUAUCUAGAAUCAAGCGGCCCACGUUCCUCUCAGACAUAGUCGUCAGGGAGGUAUCCGUGGGGAACAAGACGCCGACAUUGAGCAAACCCAUGCUGAAGGAGUUAACCAAGGAGGGCGAUGCGGCAUUGGAGCUCCAUCUGCAUUACAAGGGCGAAUUCCGCAUCACCGUGGAAGCCACCGCCACCAUCAACUUGGGUGCACGUUUCAAAUCGUACACCGUCAAGCUGGUUUUGGCGUUGGUGCUAAGGGAAAUCGAGGGAAACUUGCUCCUCAAGGUGAAGCGGCCACCAAGCAGUCGGAUCUGGUAUGCAUUCACACAAAUGCCGAGGAUUGUCUUGGACGUCGAGCCGGUCGUGAGCGACCGUCAGAUUACGUGGAGCAUGAUACUGAGUACUAUUCAGUCGAGGGUGAGGGAGGUGAUUCAGGAAUCAAUAGUGCUGCCCAACAUGGACGAUAUCUCGUUCUUCGAGAGCACAAAGUACCAGCGCCGCGGGGGAAUUUGGGCAGAUGCUUCUCGUCACGAGCAACCGAAACCACCAUCCUCAUUUUCUCCACCUCUCACUCUUCCAAGCGAAGGCCGUUCAAUGGCAUCUGCGCAAGUACCAGACGCAGCAAAAGGCAUACCGCUCACCACUGAGCUGCCGCAAAUGCAGCGGUCUCAGUCCGCUGUGGAGCCUCAGACGGAAGGAGAAUCUUCAGGACCUCCGGAGGGUGUUCCGAUGCGUGCUACCGUCUCAGGUGUAACGACGUCCACACCUGCUAUGUCGCCUCCACGGCGUAGGUCAUGGUUCGGUGCUGUGGCCGGAGACGAAUCGGAAGCGUCUAGCAGUAAACUGAAUCCAGAUGCGAGCUACGACGGGAUCCAGAGGGGUAGAUCUUCCGGGGCGGACAGCAUCUCGGCGCGCAGGUCCGUUUCCAACCCGAUCCAUGUCACCGAAGACACAUCGGACGGUUUCACUCCGCAAGCGCUGGACGGCGGCGACGGCGGUGACUCACUCGCGCCAAGUCUUGCUCGCCGGACGUCGUCGCAUCGCUCUCAUUCUUAUUCCUCGUCUUCGCGGGAUGCGUCGUCGCCACCGUCUUCGGAUGAGGAGUCCCCCGCUCCUUCGGUCCGUUCCAGCAUUAUGGGGAACCGUGGCGUGCGGACGAACGGUUCCGUACAUAAUGCACCUGCUAGUCCAACAGCGUCUUCGUUCCUGCAGACUCUCAAGUCUCGUGCGGGAGAUAAACAGGCGCUCAGCAAUACGGCCAAGGAGGCGAUGCGCAAAUGGGGUGUAAACUGGGGUGGGUUGCGGCGCGAGAGCAACGGAAACACGAGCAGCGGAAAUGCGAGCGGUCGAGACGAUGCUGACAACGCGGAUCCGCAGCACCUGCCAGAACCAAGGACGCAUAGGCCAAGACCCAGUUACGCUGAGGUCCGGGCUACUGUCGAGCAACGACGGGAGCGCGGGCUCUCUUCGGAGCAGACGCUGGGAGCCGAUCUUCGCGCAUCCGACCCGAUUCCAAUACCGCAGAACGGGAAGGGGAAGGAGCGCGAGCGUAGUGUCUCUCCCUCUCCGUUACUGGAUAACGCGGGAUCCUCGGUUCAUUCUACUGGUGGUUUAUCAACGUCCACCCCGCCGCAGCCAGGUGCAGGUGCCCGAUCGACUUCUAUACCAAGGUCCGUCUCUCCGUCACUGGCCUUGCAGCGAAGCGAGUCGCACAAGUCGAACGAUGAAGAGGAGCCGCAUUUGCCCAUUCACACGCAGCCACCCCAAGCGAGGACGAUGACCAUUCCAGGCAUACAUGCGAGUCAUCGCGGAGAGGUCAUGUCGAUGGGCUAUGCUCCACCACCACCGCCCCCCAAUGUACCGUCGGAGACAAGGAAGGCGCCUGCCAUCCAGAGCGUGUACCGUCUCUGGAAGAACCCCAACGCGCCUUCUUCCAGUCCACCGCCACGUGGGACAGAGUCUGCACCUGAAACGCUCUCUGGGUCCGGCGGACAUGACCAGGACCCUGCGCUGUCACCACCCGAAGCCCAAGCUGACGCGCCUCCGCCACCACGCCCCGUUCCUCCCCCUCUUCCCCCACGCACGAACUCCGCACACGCUCUGCUGGCGAAGGCUGACGUGGUCAGGCGCGCGGCUGAGGCAGAUCCGUCGGUGUCACCUGCCUCGGCAGCGUUACAAUCAAUCGUGUCGAAGGACAGGAGCAAACGGUCGUCGCUUGAACGUCCUGCAGUUGCAGGGGCGAGUGCACCGUCAUCACCUGGCCCGUCGGGUCCAGAGGGCGCGUCCGACUCGGGGUCGGCUUCGCCUCCUUCCAUGCCGGUCGACCCUGCUUCCUCCGCAGCCCCCGUGCAAAAGCUUAGCCCAGUGCCGCCCGCCCUUCCGCCAAGGAGGAACAUGAACUCUGCCCCCGCAGCGUUAUCGUGA